Messenger RNA from Penicillium manginii, 2202 nucleotides. RefSeq lists its product as uncharacterized. Gene Ontology annotation, biological process: carbohydrate metabolic process. Lineage: Eukaryota; Fungi; Ascomycota; Eurotiomycetes; Eurotiales; Aspergillaceae. The record is from RefSeq and is a predicted model, not a curated record. The coding region runs from base 1 to 2202 and encodes 733 amino acids. Gene Ontology annotation, molecular function: aldehyde-lyase activity. The transcript is spliced from 4 exons.
AUGGCAUCAAAUGCAGGCGAGAAGAGCAUUUCCGCUUAUAGAGAGGCUCGCUCUACAUUGGAGGGGAAGCCUCUUGACGCCGAGCAAGUUCGCAAGAUGGAUGCAUAUUUCCGGGCUAGCAUGUACCUUUGCCUUAGAAUGCUCUACAUCCGUGAAAAUCCACUGCUCAAGGAACCACUCAACGUGGAGUAUCUCAAAGCUCGGCUUUUGGGGUAUUGGGGAUCCGAUGCUGGCCAGUCUUUCACUUGGACUUAUAUGAACCGCCUUAUCAAAAAGUACGAUCUUGAUGUCCUCUUUUUCUCUGGCCCCAGAUAUAGUGCUCCCAGAAUUAUCUCGCAGUCCUAUCUUGAGGGCGUCUACUCGGAAAUCUAUCCUGAUAAGGCCGAGGAUACAGAUGGUAUAAAGAAGUUCUUCAAGCAAUUCUCAUUUCCUGGUGGUAUUGGUAGUCAUGCGACUCCUGAGACUCCAGGAAGUAUCUACGAGGGUAGUAAGCUAGGAUAUUCGAUCUCACAUGCCUUCAGAUCCGUCUUCGACAAUCCCGAUCUCAUUACGUUGACCAUGGUUGGAGAUAGCGAGGCCGUUCUCCCUGUCCUUCAUCUCAACGGAUACAAGAUCAACAACCCCACAGUGCUUGCACGAAUUACUCAUGAGGAGCUGUCAUCUUUGUUUGUGGGCUACGGGUGGAAGCCUUACUUUGUCGAGCGAUUUCAACAGCAUGCACCAAGCCAUGGUAAUUACACUCGACCAAUGCAUCUUAGAGAUCAAGGAGUACCAGAAGCAAUCUCGAGAAUCCGGGACACCAUUCCGACCCCGCUAGCCAAUAAUCAUUCUUCGUACUCCCAAGGGAUGAGCUACAGGCCAGAGGAGCUCUUCGACAAGAAUGGCAAAUUAGUUCCGGAACUCAAGGAGCUCACACCCACCGGCAACUCGCGGAUCAGUGCCAACCCCGUCAGCAAUAGGGGUCUUCUACGCCAACCACUCAAAAUGCCGGAUUUCCGAGAUUAUAGGUUCAUGGAUAUUGUCCCAGGCUCAACCAUCAAGGGAGGAAUAGCCAAUAUGGCCAAAUUCCUUCGUGAUCUAGUUGCCCAGAACAUAAACAAUUUCCGGCUCUUCGGCCCAGACGAGACCAAAUCCAAUAAGCUUGCCAAGGUAUACAAAGCAGGCCAAAAAGUCUGGAUAGCAGAGUAUUUUAAAGAAGAUAAAGACGGAGGAAAUCUGGCCCCCAAUGGCCACGUGAUGGAAAUUCUUAGUGAACACACUUGCGAGGGGUGGCUAGAAGACUACAUUCUUUCAGGGCAGCACGGACUACUCAACAGCUAUAAGCCCUUCAUCCACGUCAUCGACUCCAUAGUUAACCAGCACUACAAGUGGAUCAAGAAAUAUCUUAAUAUGGAAUGGCAAUCUAAAGUUGCCUCUCUUAACAUCCUCAUCACCACAACUGUCUGGAGACAAGACCACAAUGGCUUCACCCAUCAAAACCCAGGAUUCCUCGAUGUGGUCGCAAACAAGAGCCCUGAGGUGGUUCGAAUCUACCUCCCACCGGAUAGAAACACUCUUCUCUCGAUCAUAGACCACUGUCUCGACAGUGUCAACUACGUGAAUGUCGUCAUCGCCGACAAGCAGGAGCACAUUCAGUUUUUGAACAUGACCGAAGCUGCUAGCAAUGACCAAGGCGCAGAACCCGACGUCAUAAUAGCAUCUUGCGGUGAUGUCUCAACUCACGAAGCCUUAGCCGCCACCACGCUCCUGCACAAGCACCUUCCACAGCUCAAAGUCCGCUUCGUCAAUGUGGUGGACUUAUUCCGACUGAUCUCAAGCAUACACCAUCCACAUAGCCUAUCAGAUAAGAGGUGGAAAGCCAUCUUCACCACCGACAAACCCAUCAUCUUUAAUUUCCACUCUUACCCCUGGCUUAUCCACCGACUCACGUACAAGCAACCAGGCCAGCAUAACCUACAUGUGCGAGGCUACAGAGAGAAGGGCAAUAUCGACACUCCGUUUGAGCUGGCUAUGCGCAAUCAAACUGAUCGAUACAGCCUUGCUGUUGACGCUAUUGACUUGGUUCAACAUCUCGGCAACACGGCAUCUGGUGUGAGAGAGAGGCUGAUCAAUGAGCAGCUAGCGGGCAAGGCCGAGGCGUUCAAUAAUGGACUCGAUUCUGAGCAUAUUCGGAACUGGAGUUGGCCUUGGCCGAGAAAAUAA